Toxoplasma gondii ME49 is the source of this 1169-nucleotide messenger RNA. RefSeq lists its product as hypothetical. The transcript has 8 exons. The coding region runs from base 46 to 726 and encodes 226 amino acids. The record is from RefSeq and is a predicted model, not a curated record. NCBI's taxonomy places the organism in Eukaryota, Apicomplexa, Conoidasida, Eucoccidiorida, Sarcocystidae.
GCGGUAAUCCUAGCGACAGUGUCGCUCUCUGGCUUUUUGUGGAUUAUGAAAAUUGGGGGCAAAAUGAUGCUAGUUACGUUAGUUUUCCUGGUCUGUGCUGGUGGCACAAUUGCCGAAAGCGUCACUGGUCUAACUGUGAGAGGGCGCGAAUCACAGGGGCCGACUGGUCAGGCUCUGAACAGUCUGCUGAUGUCGCUGGUCGGUCGGUCGCCUUACAACACAUCCGCCGGCCAGAUCGCUCGUGUUACACAAGCGCCACAACUGGCGAUUCACCUGUCAAAAGCGAAGUUCGAUGACUCUAUUUCCCAAAGCACGGCGACGCCAUUCAUUGACAUAGCGCAGGAAAGAAUAGACGAAAAUGAGGAAGAACUGGCACAAAUUCGAGAUGCGAGGCGCAAUCUUGCUGCAAACCUUGACACGUUGUACGCGUACGAGAUCCCCAACAUUCCGCAGGAAAAGGGGAGACUGCGGGACUAUCUCCGGAACCCACCUUUCUUAACUCGUUACGGACCCACAUACAAGACGACGCUAGCUACUCCGGAACACUUCACGAACAGGGGAAUAGACACAGUUGAAAUGUCUCCCAUAACCAUGCUUCUCCAAGACGAAUCCACUGAAGCACACAAACUCCGUGGGGACCUAGAGAAGUCAGUGUUAGCGCUGGAGCGCGGAGAUUAUGUAUCUCCAGGAGACCUCAUCGCUCUGGAGGCAACGCCAGAGAUAUAAGGAGUCUAGAACGAGCUGCUGCUAGCUAUUCCUGGGUGUGUUUGCUAUGACGUUCCUCUUCUGAGGUACUGUGGUGGCUUUCAUUCAUUCAGACACUCUUCGUUCCAGUGAGCUCUGUCGUAGCUAAGACUAAACUUCAUCACAAUGGUUAAACCCUGUCUGGGAAACAAGUACCCGUGAUUUGAGAGCGGGACGGUCACCGGCAGCGUGGUUCACACCCAGGAUUGUUUCUCUAAGAAGGUCAUUCUGUACUGAACACCGCCUUGGUCACAACAGAUCUCAAACUCAUCGUUCACUUGUAUAGGAAGCAGUCCGCAUAAACUAGGUACAAGCGGCGCCCGACCGACUGCAGGGUAACAGUGGACUUCUUUCUUAAGAUGUGAUGGGCGCACAAAUAGAAGUCAAAAGAACCUGACGAGAUUGAACCACAUUGGUAUCUAGAU